This is a messenger RNA of Neogale vison (American mink), 7490 nucleotides long. It is a transcript of the gene RLIM, whose product is annotated as ring finger protein, LIM domain interacting. Lineage: Eukaryota; Metazoa; Chordata; Mammalia; Carnivora; Mustelidae. The record is from RefSeq and is a predicted model, not a curated record. Gene Ontology annotation, biological process: random inactivation of X chromosome; ubiquitin-dependent protein catabolic process; protein ubiquitination. Gene Ontology annotation, cellular component: nucleoplasm; cytoplasm. Bases 198 to 2075 code for a protein of 625 amino acids. The transcript is spliced from 6 exons. Gene Ontology annotation, molecular function: ubiquitin protein ligase activity.
CGGCGGCGGCGGCGGCGGCGGCGGCGGCCGAACCGACAGAGUCGGACCCGACACCAAAACCGAAGCAGAGAGUGAAGAAAACUAAAAUCCAGUUUAUUGUAUUACAAUACUAUGUCAUAACAGUCAGGAAUGGAUUUGGAUAUAUUGGCACACAGUGCUCUGAAAUAAAUAAGAUUAUUUUCCACUUGUUCAUCAAGAUGGAAAGCUCAGAUUCUAACGAUAAAGGAAGUGGUGAUCAGUCUGCAGCACAGCGCAGAAGUCAGAUGGACCGAUUGGAUCGGGAAGAAGCUUUCUAUCAAUUUGUAAAUAACCUGAGUGAAGAAGAUUAUAGACUUAUGAGGGAUAACAAUUUGCUAGGCACCCCAGGUGAAAGUACUGAGGAAGAGUUGCUGAGAAGACUACAACAAAUUAAAGAGGGCCCACCACCACAAAACUCAGAUGAAAACAGAGGUGGAGACUCUUCAGAUGAUGUGUCCAAUGGUGACUCUAUAAUAGACUGGCUUAACUCCGUCAGACAAACUGGAAAUACAACAAGAAGUGGUCAAAGAGGAAACCAAUCUUGGAGAGCAGUGAGCCGGACUAACCCAAACAGUGGUGAUUUCAGAUUCAGUUUAGAGAUCAACGUUAACCGUAAUAAUGGGAGCCAAAAUCCAGAGAAUGAAAAUGAGCCAUCUGCAAGACGUUCUGGUGGAGAAAAUACAGACAACAGCAGCCAAAGGCAGGUGGAAAAUCCACGAUCUGAAUCAACAUCUGCAAGGCCAUCUAGAUCAGAACGAAAUUCAACUGAGGCAUUAAUGGGAGAAGUCGCACCCACCAGAGGUCAGAGAAGGGCAAGAAGCAGGAGCCCAGACCAUCGGAGAACCCGAGCGAGAGCUGAAAGAAGUAGGUCACCUCUGCAUCCAAUGAGUGAAAUUCCACGGAGAUCUCAUCAUAGCAUCUCAUCUCAGACUUUUGAGCAUCCUUUGGUAAAUGAGACUGAGGGAAGUUCUAGAACCCGACACCAUGUGACAUUGAGACAGCAAAUAAGUGGACCUGAUUUGCUAAGUAGAGGUCUUUUUGCAGCUUCUGGAACAAGAAAUGCCUCACAAGGAGCAGGUUCUUCAGACACAACCAGCAGUGGUGAAUCUGCAGGAUCAGGACAGAGACCUCCAACCAUAGUCCUUGAUCUGCAAGUAAGAAGAGUUCGUCCUGGAGAGUACCGGCAGAGAGAUAGCAUAGCUAGCAGAACUCGAUCAAGGUCUCAGACGCCAAACAAUACUGUCACUUAUGAAAGUGAACGAGGAGGUUUUAGGCGUACAUUUUCACGUUCCGAACGGGCGGGUGUGAGAACCUAUGUCAGUACCAUCAGAAUUCCAAUUCGUAGAAUCUUAAAUACUGGUUUAAGUGAGACUACAUCUGUUGCAAUUCAGACCAUGUUAAGGCAGAUAAUGACAGGUUUUGGUGAGUUAAGCUACUUUAUGUACAGUGAUAGUGAUUCCGAGCCCAGUGGCUCAGUCUCAAGUCGAAAUGUGGAAAGGGCAGAGUCACGGAAUGGAAGAGGGGGUUCUGGUGGUAGUAGCAGUUCUGGUUCCAGUUCCAGUUCAAGUUCCAGUUCCAGUUCCAGUUCCAGUUCUAGUUCCAGUUCCAGUCCUAGUUCCAGUUCCAGUGGUGAAAGUUCAGAGACUAGCUCAGAGGUGUUUGAAGGCAGUAAUGAAGGAAGCUCAUCAUCAGGCUCAUCAGGUGCCAGACGAGAGGGUCGACACAGGGCCCCAGUAACAUUUGAUGAAAGUGGCUCUUUGCCCUUCCUUAGUCUGGCUCAGUUUUUCCUCUUAAAUGAGGAUGAUGAUGACCAGCCUAGAGGACUCACCAAAGAACAGAUUGACAACUUGGCAAUGAGAAGUUUUGGUGAAAACGAUGCAUUAAAAACCUGUAGUGUUUGCAUUACAGAAUACACAGAAGGCAACAAACUUCGUAAACUACCUUGUUCCCAUGAGUACCAUGUCCACUGCAUCGAUCGCUGGUUGUCUGAGAAUUCUACCUGUCCUAUUUGCCGCAGAGCAGUGUUAGCUUCUGGUAACAGAGAAAGUGUUGUGUAAUUAAGUUCUGAACUCCCAGCUAUGUAGCUGGUACUGUGAUGGGCAAACAGGAAUCACUUGCUUUCUGCCCACUUUUUGAGUGGUGCUUAAAUGUAAAGUAGCAACCUGAAUUGAGUCAUUGCUUUCUGAGUGAAUCAUUGUCCUUUUUCCAGUUUCUGUUCCAGAAUAAAAGGAAAUAUUUAAAAAGCAACGUUUUAGGACAUAAAAAUCUGAUUUCAGUACCAGUAAUUGAUAUUACUGAUGAUUUGUCAUAUAUGCUUAUCAGUUUCUCCUUUGUUAUCUUUUUAAAGAUCUGCCUUAGCAAUGGCUCUUUAUCCAUUUCAUGUUGAUCUUUAACGUUUCCCACACCAUAGGAGAGGGGCAAAGGAAACUGCCAGUUUAGACUAAGUUACAGUACAUGUUUCAUAAAUGAUUGCUUAAAGCUAUACCAUUCCCAGUUAUUAGUUGGCACAAAUUCAGCUAAAUGCUGAAUAUCAUUUGUUCACCUUUCAGAUGAGGUGAUAUUGGACGUCAGUGUAAAUAACACUAAGGUUAGGAUCUUCUAAGUGUAUAACUGUCUCCUAAGCCCAUCACUGUGGCACACUGUAGAGUGAGCUUAUAGUUUAAUUGAGAUAUUUAUCUUGUGGAAAUAUUAAAAAGCCUAUGCUUGUGUAAGUGAAAAAUCACAUUCAUUUGUUUAAAAAUGUAAAGCUAUUUUGUAGAGGCUCAGUACUUUUCCAAUGCACUGUUGUAUUAAUGCAUUAAAAAUUGUAAAGUACCAUGCUUAGAAAUGAAAAAAAACUGCUUUUUGUGAGCCAAGAUAGUAACACACACACACACACACACACACACACCCCAAACAAAGUACAAAGCUGCUUUUCUAAGUGUGUAGAUGUCAAGAGCAGAACAUAUCUAGUAUUUAAUGUAUGUGAACAGCUACUGUGACAUGCAAAGGAAAGGACAGUGUGCAGAAUUGAGCUGCAUUACCAAUAGAAACUUGGUAUUUUAACUUGGAUUUAAGCAGGAAAUGAAAGAUGGGAGGAGUCAAGAAAACUGCUCUGAAAAAUUUAAAAUUUUUAUGAAGACAGUAAUCAUACAGACGGGAACUGGUUUCAUAUGGUGAGGUCCUUGACACAGUAUUCUGCUUGAGCUGAUGAAGUAGAUUAAUGAAUUUGGUAGAGUUUUGGUUAAAAACAAGAAACCACUACCACCUAGCACAAGUUACAUUGAUGUUUUCACAAGUCUGCUCCUCAGAAAAGGAAAAAGGGAAGGUGGAGGAAAGAGACUAUAAACCACUUUUAGCAUUAUAAGAAUCGAAGUUGGUACAGAUGUGUGUACUAAUAGGAAAGUGUCAAAUUUGCGUUCUUUUCGAGAUUUGUCAUUUAAGGUACCAGUGCACACUUGUUAAUACUUCAUUACUCUUAACACAGACCUAACAUCUCACAUUUAAAGGCCAAUUGAAGAAUUAAGGGAUGUUCAUCCUUUGUUGAAAAUGAAUCAUGUUGGGUCAUUUAAGAUUCACAUUUUAAUUGUGCUGCGCAUGUUUGAAGAUGAGGCUGCUGACUCACAAUCUAUGGGACAUGCGUUUUGUGGUGUUGCCUUAGUUAAUGAGAUUAGGUUUGUGAAGAACCCCAGUGUAUUCAUGCUGAAUUUCUCUUGAGGCCAGUUGGGGUUAGGAUUUAGUCUGAAUGUGGAGGACUUGUUUAUCUGGGAGAAGAUAGUGGGCCCAAAGAGGAAUUGCACACAUCCUUGGUCUUUAAAGUGAAAACUACCCAUGUAUGUCAGAUACUGUACAAAUUAAACAGGUCUGCUUCAGGAGUUAGCUGGCUACCUUAACUGCUAUCAACUUAGCUGUAAAGGUUAUUUCAAAGCUCAUUCUUAUAUGUUUUCCUUUGGCUUUCACUCCUACCUAAGUAUCAAGGAGAUUAACUUGUAAAUAUGAUAGUUGUUUACUAAGGAUAUGUACUGCUCUUGCAAGGAAAUAAUGUCCAAACAAAGCUUCACUUAUUUUUUUUAAUAUAAGCAGAUUUCACUGUUUAUGGCGCUUAUGUAAUACAUUUUAUCUUUUUAAAAAAAUUGUCCAUGUAAAAGUCAGGAUUCCUUUAUAUUUGUGAGCCUCCUUGUCUCCUUUCCUAAGGGUGUAAUCUGCGAUUUUCCAGAUCUGCAGGGUAGUCCUGAUAGGCUAAAAACCCAUUUUCCUCUUGGUAUAAAACGUCCCAUUAUAAGGGUGUUCAUUUUAAAUAGUUGAAAAAGAACUGCAGCACAUUCUAAGCAUAAAAGAAAGUUAUUGACAACAGGUACCUCCCUAACCUCCCAAGAUGUAUUACUCCUUUGUGAAGUAUUAAAGUAAGAGGUAAUUCAUGCAGAAUGCUGGUUAUGAAUGUAGAUAUUGAAGCUAUUCAUAAACACUGGAAAUAGGAUUUUAAGUUUUUAGCCUUCAGUGGAAUGCACAUACUGGACAUGUGCAUGUGGACACCUUUUUCAAUAGCACUCACUGAUUCCCAUUGGAUUGUGUAGAAUGGAUACAAAUAUUUUAGUGGAAUUUGCUACUUAAUUUUUAUUUUGUACAAGGUCCAUGACUGUAUUUAUUAGUGUUGUGGACAUUGAAGACAAUGUCAUUCAUAGGUGUCUGGUGUACAGUGGAGAGCAAGAGUCUUUUUUUUUCCCCACCAGCAUCCAAAACGCCUAUUCUCUUGAGGCAGCAUUUUCUUGCAAAAGACUUUACAUUUCAUUUUGUAUCUUUGCACUUUUUCUUUAUUACAGAAAGGUUCUGUCUUGAAGACCUAGUUUGAACUUCAUGCAGUUAAUAGGAACAAGAAAAAACAAUGUUGGGAAAUCACAUUGUUCAAAGCAUAGGGAAAAAUACUAAAAACUGAGUUUCCUUGAGUAUUUCAGAUAUUUUUAAAAAUUCACUUACUGGUAUGAAGCAUUUGAGGUGUUAUGUCCGUUUAACUCCAAGCAGCUGACAAGGUUGAGGUUUAUUAAUACUUAAAACAGAAUUGAGCAAGUUAGGUUUAAAGUGUGCAGACUUUAUAGCAACACUAGAAGAUGAGCCAUGUUGUUCAUUUGGAAUAUUUGCCCUAAAAAGAACACAUUAGUUAUACCUCAGUGGUGUUAAUGGUUAAUGAGGUGGGGAUUGAGAGAUCACAUUAGUGUUGGAAGUGUAGGAAAUUAUCAGUUGUACAGUUAACAAAGUUUAGUACUGGGAUUUUGUAUGUGUGAUGGUGUGUGUAUGUCUGCCUGUGUUCAUAGGCACGCGUACACACACACACACACACACACACACACACGUGAUCUCUAAAAACAUGAUUGUUGCGUUUAUCCAGACUUUAAGAUUAGGAAACUGCUUAGCUGUAAGUGUUACCUCAAGUAAUUUUUACCCCCCUUGGGAAAACAUGUCCUUUCUGUGCCAAGUGUUCUCAUGUCAGUGUCUCAGAUUGUAUUUAUGAAGGGUUUUCACUUAAUAUGUUUUUUUUUAACUUAACCACCUGCUUCCCAAAUGUCCAUGACUUGAAAUGGGUCAAGCGUCAGUCAUGACAUUCAGUCAGUUCCCAAAAUACCCAUGUGAUAGGGAGGUGAAUGUUGGAAAAUGCCUCUUAAAGGCCAUUUUUACCGCUUGCUAGAAUGCAGUGGCACCUUGUGGUGGUUGUUGAUACUUUUCUUUUAAAAAUGGAGGGUAUUCCCCCUCCAACCCUUUUUAUUCUCCUUUGUUCUUUUGCGAACACAAAUUAUUAGUGAUUUGCCUUGGGUUUUUAAAGUUUUACCUUACUGGCUUCCCUAUCAGAUGUAUUACCAACCUUAAGUACAUAGAAGCCACGUUUGCAGGGCACUUUUAUUCUUUUCUUGUAAAACUGUGCUGAUUGCUACUUUCUAAAGUAUUCUGUACCUUAGUGAUGAGAUUGAUAAGGCACAUAGGAAGGUGUCAGGCAUUUUUUUUUUACCCUUAAGAAUAAUAAUUCUAAUAUAUGUUUAAUAAUAGUGUUGUAAUUCAUGGAGUUAAAUAGUAAAUUACAUGCUUUUGGAAAGCAUUCGAAAAUGUAAAUCAACAAAAAUAAUAUGCUUCAUUUGGAAAGUUAAAGUGCAGGGUCCAAGGAACAAGUAUUUCAUUUAUUUUGAAAUUGGAGUUUUAGUAAGCAACUAAGAAAUAGAUAGGAGUUGAGUACUUGCCCUUUAAAAGUUUUAGCAUUUUGAAUUUGAGUUCUUAACUGGAACAUUUCUAAAAUACUAUAAUAUUCCCAACAGCUGAGUGAUCUCAUUUGAUUUAAUAACUCCACUCUGUAUUUAAAAUACAGCGCAGAAUAGAGCUGUUAUUGAAGUGUUCAGACUUUCAAGGGAUAACAGUUGGUGUCAGUUUUAGGAUUAUUUUCAUGUCUCUAUAGGUGUUUUCAUUUGAAUUUGAAGGAAACAAACACUCUCAAAUACAAUUAUAGUGAGAUAACUAGGUUUUGAUUAGGAUUUGUUUACUAAAGACCCACAGGCUGCUUUAUAGUCACCUGGGUUGAGUGAUAACCUUAAAUACAUGAAAUGAAAGUGAACCCCACCAUACCACUGUGCCUCGUUAUUUCAGGGUUCCUCUCAGUUCCUGAUCUUGCAGAUUUAUUCCAAUACCAAGGUAUGGUUGAACCAGCUGCCCAGCCUUAACUCUGUUUAGUGCGCCUCUGCUAACAUUCUUUUAUCUGAUUGAUUUGUAUGUGUUUUUACUGUCUGAUGUUUGGAUUUUUACCUCUUGUUAGCUCCAUUCGUCCCUGGUGCUGCUUUUAAAGAUAUAGGGCCAUGUGAUCAGGUAUCAAAUUGAGUAGGUACGCAGUUGGCCUGGUUGUGUAUCUGUGCCUGUUUUAUCUUCUCCCGGGAAGAGCUGCUUUGGUAUAGAUGUUUACUUGGAUUCAUAUAUAAAGAAGUGGGCAGCAGUCUUAGAAAGUUUUCUGAAGCCAAAAGAACCUGAAGGGAUUUGGAGGGGGGAUAGUAACAAAAGCUGCCUUUAUGUCUUUGAACAUGAAGCACAUAAAUGUAUGUUCUGUAAAGACUAAAGUGAUUGUUAUACCAGGGCUUCCUGACCUCUGGGAGAGACUUUCAAAAAAGCAGAGAGGAGCACAAAGUGAAGUGAAUUUGGUCGGCUUGCUUUACCUGGUUUCUCAUUUUCUUUCAAUUUAAAUCUGAACAUAACCCCCUUCUCCAAUAUCUACCCAGAAGACUCCUGGUUGGGAAGCCCUGUAUUAAAUUUUGAGAAUGUACCCAGUUUCCUUUUUUUUUUGUACAGUGCUUUAUACCUGCUAAAAAUUAAAUUGUUUAAUGCAAAACAAGACCUUGAAAGGUCAGUCAUAUUAAAGCUGGUUUGAUUAUUAAUAGUUACCUUUUAGGAAGAAGCUUUUUCCCUAUGUAAGAUGUCAUACUGCAGAUUUAAAAUAUAGACUACCAAUAAAAUGCAUGAAGUGAUCA